GUCCGUUUCACCUGAAAACGAAAAAUAUGAAUAUGGCCGACCUUCGGAAUCAGGUCCUACGAAAAUUCAAGCUGUUCAAGACCAAAUAGACAGUACAAAGGGUGAAAUUCAUAGGUCACUUCUUGAUAUGGCCAACCGAGGAAAAAAAUUGGGUGACUUGGAAGAACAAACGGCAAUGCUACAGGAGACUUCUAACGUUUUUAAGCUCCAAACAGCAAAAACCCGUAAGAAAUUGUGGUGGAAAGACGCAAAAUGGACUAUUAUUCUUGUGAUCGUUGCACUUAUCAUAGUGGCUAUUAUUGUUGAUGGUCCUGCUAAAGCUGUGAGAUAUGUAGGUACAUCAGGAGGGAGCUGA
Cetraspora pellucida is the source of this 355-nucleotide messenger RNA. The record is from the annotation of a GenBank genome assembly. Lineage: Eukaryota; Fungi; Glomeromycota; Glomeromycetes; Diversisporales; Gigasporaceae.